This is a messenger RNA of Anopheles gambiae (African malaria mosquito), 2808 nucleotides long. Its product is annotated as zinc finger protein 264-like. NCBI's taxonomy places the organism in Eukaryota, Metazoa, Arthropoda, Insecta, Diptera, Culicidae. Gene Ontology annotation, molecular function: RNA polymerase II cis-regulatory region sequence-specific DNA binding; DNA-binding transcription factor activity, RNA polymerase II-specific. Gene Ontology annotation, biological process: regulation of transcription by RNA polymerase II. The transcript has 2 exons. The coding region runs from base 195 to 1499 and encodes 434 amino acids. The record is from RefSeq and is a predicted model, not a curated record.
UUGUUAUGAUCAGUUCACUGUUGUUGUUGCUCGAUACCAUACGAGUUGUGUGGUGGUGGAAAUCGGUGUGAUAUAAAUUUUACAAUUUGCAACAAUUGCAAAACUUUCGUGUGAUGUUACGAUAAUAGAUUGAAUGUGUGGUUUAUUAAUGUGUAUACACAUCUGUGGAAGUUAAGGCUCAUGAAUUGCCCUCGAUGGAAAACGAUGAUAAUGCCAAAUCCACAAACCGACACGCGAAACGAGUUAGCUAUGAAUGUAAAACGUGCUGCAAGACGGUCUACUCCAAAUCGCACAAGCAGUUCCACGAAGAAGUGCACCGUACUUCCCGCUACGCCUGCAAUCGCUGCAACAAAACCUACGUGCACAAGCGCGAUCUGGAGCUGCACCACAAGGUGCACGAUGCACCCGGUCGGCAUCAUUGCACGCGCUGUACGGCCAGCUUUGACAGUGCGGCCCAGUUGCAGACGCACAAGGACUCGAAGCACGUGCCGAAGGAAAAGUUUGCUUGCCAGCUGUGCCCGUUGAAGUUUACCCUCAAAGGUAACCUUACCAAGCACCUGAUCGUGCACGAUGGCAAUCGUUCGUUUUCCUGUGAUGUCUGCGGCAAAACAUUUUUGCGCACCAAUGCGCUAAAGCACCACAUGCUGAGCCAUCGCGUAAAGCGCUACCAAUGCCAGUCCUGCAACAAAGAGUUCAUAGACGCCCGAAACCUGGAGCGGCAUCUAAAAACCCAUUCCCGGUUGAAGGGUUUCAAGUGCUCGAUCUGUGGCGUAACGAGUACGCGCAAGGACAACAUCGUGCGGCAUGCCAAAAGUUUUCACCCGGAGAGCGAUUUGAAGGAAAUUGUGCUUGCAAAUGGCAACGUUAGUGAAGACCAGAUGGAAGCAAUUAAACGGGAAGCACAAACAAGCACCAAACCGGAACUGUCCGUGCCGACCAAUCGUAUUAGCGUCAUACAGGUGAUUGGAACGCCAAAGACAUCGAUCACGCUGGUUCAGCCAAGCGGUGAUCGAGCGCCGUCAACCGAUCGGACUACGGGGCGCGAACCGAAUCAAAUCAAUGCACUGCCCACCACCAGACAGGAAGCGCCGAAAGUCGGCUUCGCCGCCCGUCUAGACAAUCUAGAAAUCUAUCGAAAAAUCUUGCAACCUGCGAGUACGCACAGCAGCACAACUGCCAACAGUAGCCGGUUGUCGGAAGUAGGUCAGUCUAACCUCCAAGCUGAAGAUAGCAGCACAAAACAAACCGAACGCUUCCCAUCGGGUGAACUCGGCCACUGUAAUAAUCCGACCGAAAACACAGUUGCUAAUGGUGACGCAGCUAGUCAUAGUGGGGGCAGUGGGGGUAGUAAAGGUAGCGCUGACGGUGGGAACGCUAGCGCUAGCACCGCCAGCGGUCUAGGAUCUAUUAAUAAUUUCUGUGAAGUUCACUGGCGUAAGCGCACCUCGCAGUACUUUAUCACUAGCAGCAAGGCGCAGACCGAUCGUCCGACUGUGUAGUGCGCGUACGAGACAAAACACACGCGCGUGUGCUGUAUUGUGUGUGCAGUAUUCGAAUCGAUCGGAAACGGUCACUAAACCCGGAACCAUGCUUGAUCGAAAAACGGCAAACGUGGAUGAGGAAGAUCAACAGUUGAUUGUGAGUUUUAUGAAAACGAAAAAGUGGCGCAAAAUACUCGAACUCGGACAAGAAUUAGCUCCCGCGCAACGUUCCAACCUCCUCUGGGCCUGGCCGCUCGAGCAGGACGUGGAACGGCUCGGUGAGGUGCUGGCGCGAUGUGGAAUACGAAAGAUUGCUAGCAUAGGCUGUGGUACUGGUUUGCUUGAGUGGAUCAUCGACUGUGCAAAUGGUGAGUUAUGUUUAAUGUUAUGAUAUAAAUCGUGUCGGUAAUACCCUGUCUUAAACAUAUGGGGUUGUGAUACGAAGUUAAUACAACUUCAAUUGCGUAAAAAUAUUCUCCACUACAUUAAAUGUUUCGUUAAAUACGAGGGUUUGUUAUACACACGUAAUAUGGCAGUUUGAUCAACUGGGUUCUCCAAGGCUACCAUGCUUGUUGAACAUAUAAUUCUCAACUAUUCAAAUAGCAUACAUUGUUUCCCAAAUUUUCUAGGGAUUACUAAUUUAUUCUUCUAAACGUGGUAUGACAAAUUCUAUUAAUUUCUCACAAUGGUCGUAAUAUAUUAUUUAUUUAAUAAAAUGUAUAAUGACAGUUACAGUUACAAUAAAUUGAUAAAUUAAUAAAUUAAUAAAUGAAUUAAUUAAUUAAUCAAUUUUAAUCAAUUAAAUUGUAUAAUUAAUCAAUUCAUUAAUCAAUUCAUGAAUUAUAACCUCAAUAAAUACCUUGUGGAAAUGUGCGGAAUGAGAGUGCAUCAAUCAAGGCCUAUAGAAAAUAUCUUCCGACAUGUUCUCUUAUACGUAACAUUACACUGUACGACGACGCUUAACCUGCGUUUACUGAAUUUAUGGAACACAUUACUGUUACAUUACUGCUAGCCAUUCGAGUUAUAGAGGUCGGCAAAAUAAAGUGCACACUACUUAAAAUUCAGUCGACGCAAGUGGCGUAACUAUCAAAUAAAUUUAAAUUUAAAGCUCUGGAUAAGGCUUUAGAAGAACCAGAUACAAAAGCUAGAUGCAGAACUAGAUAAACCUCUAAUAGAUAUAAAAAACACGCCAAAGAUCCUGAAACAAGUCUGAAAUGCAAGAUGAAUGCAUAUACAAUAUUCAAUUGGUGAUAUAGGGUUUGUUAAAAAAAUAUUUUCUUUAGAAAGAAUAAAGUGAGCACAUUAUUUUGUCAGAGUGAUUUUAACA